Phytophthora sojae is the source of this 3738-nucleotide messenger RNA. RefSeq names its product pleiotropic drug resistance protein ABC superfamily. Gene Ontology annotation, cellular component: membrane. Bases 1 to 3738 code for a protein of 1245 amino acids. The record is from RefSeq and is a predicted model, not a curated record. The transcript is spliced from 7 exons. Gene Ontology annotation, molecular function: ATP hydrolysis activity; ATP binding; ABC-type transporter activity. Lineage: Eukaryota; Oomycota; Peronosporomycetes; Peronosporales; Peronosporaceae.
AUGGAGAAGAAACUCGGCUACGACUCCGGAGCGGCGUUGAUGGCUGAAGGGGCCGAAGUGCUGCACCAACACCUCGCGUCCAAGGUCGAAACAUCUUUGGGCUCCGCGAUUCCUCAGAUGGACGUGCGGUUCAGCAAUUUGUCCGUCACUGCCGACAUCGUCGUGGUCGAUGACUCCGGGUCCAAGUACGAGCUGCCGACCAUCCCCAACACGCUCAAGAAGGCCUUCGUCGGGCCCAAGAAGCGCGUGGUACGGAAGGAAGUCCUCAAGGACAUCAGCGGCGCCUUCAGGCCGAGUAGAAUCGCCCUACUUCUGGGCCAACCGGGGUCUGGCAAGUCGUCUCUCUUGAAAAUGCUGAGUGGGAGAUUCUCCGUCGAGAAGAACAUCACGGUGGAGGGUGACAUCACCUUCAACAAUGUGAAGCGCGAGCAGGUUAUCCAGCGCCUGCCUCAGUUCGUGUCGUAUGUGAACCAGCGCGACAAGCACUACCCCAUGCUGACGGUCAAGGAGACGCUGGAGUUCGCCGACAAGUUUUGCGGAAGUUCUCUGUCCAAGCACAACGAGCAGAUGCUGACUCAGGGCAGUGACAAGGAGAACGCGGACGCACUGAGCAUUGUCAAGGCUGUCUUCGCGCACUACCCGGACGUUGUGUUGCAGCAGCUUGGCCUGAAGAACUGUCAGGAUACGAUCGUGGGUGACGCUAUGACGCGAGGAAUCUCUGGGGGUGAGCGCAAGCGCGUCACCACCGGCGAGAUGGAGUUCGGCACCAAGUUCGUGUCGCUCAUGGACGAGAUCAGCACGGGGCUGGACAGCGCGGCAACGUACGACAUCAUCAACACGCAGCGCAGCAUCGCCCAUACAUUGCACAAGAACGUCGUGAUCGCUCUGCUGCAGCCGUCGCCCGAAGUUUUCUCGCUUUUCGACGACGUGAUGAUCCUAAACGAGGGGCAGCUCAUGUACCAUGGCCCGUGCUCUGAAGUCGAGAGAUACUUCGAAGAUCUGGGCUUCUCGUGCCCCCCUGGACGCGACAUCGCCGACUAUUUGCUGGAUCUGGGCACGUCCGAGCAGUAUCGCUGCCAGGAGAUGCUCCGAACUCUGGAGGCUCCACCCGACCCUGAACUGCUGCGUUGUGCGACGCAAAGCAUGGAUCCGACGCCAACCUUCAACCAGUCGUUCAUCGAGAGCACCUUGACUCUGCUCAGACGCCAGCUCCUGGUCACGUACCGGAACAAGCCCUUCAUCCUCGGAGGACUUUUGAUGAUCACGGUCAUGGGGCUGCUCUACUGCACCGUGUUCUACGACUUUGACCCGACCGAAGUGUCAGUGGUGCUCGGGGUCGUCUUCUCCUCAGUCAUGUUCGUGUCCAUGGGGCAGUCGUCCCAGAUCGCCACCUACAUGGCGGAGAGGGAGAUUUUCUACAAGCAACGAGGCGCCAAUUUCUUCCGAACGGGGUCGUACACGAUCAUCUUCGGGUCUCUCGUCUACUGGCUGUGUGGGUUCGAGUCGGACAUCUCGCUGUACCUCAUCUUCGAGCUUGUGCUGUUUCUCACGAAUUUGGCCAUGGGGAUGUGGUUCUUCUUCUUGUGUUCAAUCGGCCCCAACGCGAACAUUGUGACCCCAUUAAGCGUGUGCAGCGUCCUCGUUUUCGUCGUUUUCGUCGUUUUCGCUGGCUUCAUUGGCGCGUGGAUACUGGAACCAAGUCCGAACGGCAACUUGUGUUUUUCGAAAGAAAUCCGAGUGCUUUCGAAGAGCACUCGGAAAUUCCCGGACUAUUUGAUUUUCGCCCAUUGGUUGAGUCCAAUGAGCUGGAGUGUCAAGGCGCUGUCGAUCAACCAAUACCGGUCAGACGCAAUGGACGUGUGCAAGUACUGGGUCGCGUACGGUAUCGUCUACUCGGCUGCCAUCUACGUCGUCUUCAUGUUCCUGUCGUGUCUUGGACUCGAGUAUCUCCGCUACGAAACCCCAGAAAACGUCGACGUCUCGGAGAAACCCGUUGAUGAUGAGUCAUACGCGUUGAUGAAUACGCCGAAGAACACGAACUCUGGGGGUAGCUACGCCAUGGAGGUAGAAUCUCAAGAGAAGAGCUUUGUUCCGGUGACUAUGGCUUUCCAAGAUCUGCACUACUUCGUGCCUGACCCACACAAUCCGAAGGACUCUCUCGAGCUGCUCAAGGGCAUCAACGGCUUUGCAGUUCCUGCAUCUAUCACCGCGUUAAUGGGCUCUUCGGGCGCUGGAAAGACGACGCUCAUGGACGUGAUCGCUGGGCGUAAGACCGGAGGGAAGAUCACGGGGAAGAUUCUACUCAACGGCUACGAAGCCAACGAUCUCGCCAUCCGCCGGUGCACGGGGUACUGCGAGCAGAUGGACGUGCACUCGGAGGCUGCUACGAUUCGUGAGGCGCUGACGUUUAGUUCAUUUCUCCGUCAAGACGCUUCCAUUCCGGACGCCAAGAAGUACGAGUCGGUGGACGAAUGUAUUGAGCUGCUUGGACUAGAAGACAUCGCCGACCAGAUCAUCCGCGGCAGUUCUGUGGAGCAGAUGAAGCGCCUGACAAUUGGCGUCGAACUCGCUGCCCAACCGAGCGUGAUCUUCCUAGACGAGCCCACAAGCGGCCUGGACGCACGUUCUGCCAAGCUCGUCAUGGAUGGUGUCCGCAAGGUCGCUGACUCGGGGAGAACCAUCAUCUGCACCAUCCACCAGCCGUCCGCUGAGGUGUUCUACUUGUUCGACAGCUUGCUGCUGCUCAAGCGCGGUGGCGAGAUCGUGUUCUUCGGUGAAUUGGGUGAGAACUGCUGCAACUUGAUCAACUACUUCCUAUCGAUCCCCGGUGUGGCUCCGCUUCCGCUGGGCUACAACCCUGCGACGUGGAUGCUGGAGUGUAUCGGUGCUGGUGUGAGCAAUUCCGCGGCUGGCAGCAUGGAUUUCGUGAACUUCUUCAACAGCAGCGCUCUCAGUCGGGCACUGAAGAAUAAUAUGGCGAAGGAAGGCAUUACAACGCCGUCGCCAGACCUCCCGGAGAUGGUUUUUGCUGAGAAGCGCGCCGCUAACUCCAUCACGCAGAUGAAGUUCGUGCUACACCCUCACGCGCAUGAUCCUCUCGCUGUCUUCUUUGCGUUGCUGUUCGGCGUUGUAUCCAUCGACGCCGACUACGCGUCCUACUCGGGCCUCAACUCGGGCGUCGGUAUGGUGUACAUGGCUGCUCUCUUCCAAGCUAUCAUGACCUUCCAGAGCGUUCUACCCCUCGCGUGCUCUGAACGCGCCUCAUACUACCGUGAACGUGCAAAUCAAAGUUUCAAUGCGCUCUGGUACUUCGUGGGCUCUACCAUCGUCGAGAUCCCCUACUGCUUAUGCAGCGGGUUCUUGUUCACGGUUGUGUUCUACCCCAUGUCCGCCGGCCUCUCGAUCCCGUCCGGGUACGAUUGGAUGUACAAGAUCUCGCCACUUUGGUUCCCUCUCUCCAUCAUGGAAGCGCUGGUGUUUGCCGACUGUGACGAGCUCCCGACGUGGAACGAGAGCACGCAGGCGUAUGAGAACGUGGGGUCGAAAUUCGGGUGCCAACCGAUGGAGAACUCCCCCGUGACUGUGGGUCACAUCACCAUCAAGGAGUACACGGAGCAGUACUUCGGCUUCAAGCACGAGUCGAUCACCCACUUCUUCUUCUUCAUCAUCGGCUGCAUCGUGCUCUUCCGCGUCGUCGGCCUCAUCGCUCUGCGCUUCCUCAACCACCAGAAGCGCUAA